This is a messenger RNA of Saccoglossus kowalevskii, 5285 nucleotides long. RefSeq names its product radixin. Gene Ontology annotation, cellular component: cytoskeleton. The record is from RefSeq and is a predicted model, not a curated record. Gene Ontology annotation, molecular function: actin binding. NCBI's taxonomy places the organism in Eukaryota, Metazoa, Hemichordata, Enteropneusta, Harrimaniidae.
CACACCCAUUGCUUUGAGGACGGCCAUUUUGGAUUGUGUCGGUUAGCUUGUGUGUACUGCUAUUCAACCGCCGGUAGCCAAGAUUUUGAGACACCGUACCGGACGGAAUCGGAGAUAUCUCGUACUUUAUUAUACCGUGGACGACAGUAAACAACCGCCAAGAUGCCGAAACCUGUAAAUGUUCGUGUCACCACCAUGGACGCUGAGUUGGAGUUUGCCAUUCAGCCCAACACAACUGGCAAGCAGCUCUUUGAUCAGGUCGUUAAAACAAUAGGGGUACGUGAAAUCUGGUACUUUGGUCUGCAAUAUAUAGAUAGCAAAGGUUAUUCAACGUGGCUGAAACUCAACAAAAAGGUACUGAGUCAAGAUGUACGAAAAGAAUCACCAUUACAGUUUAAAUUCAGGGCUAAAUUCUAUCCAGAAGACGUAGCAGAAGAACUCAUCCAAGAAGUAACAAAGCGUUUGUUCUUUCUUCAAAUUAAAGAAUCAAUUUUAUCAGAUGAAAUAUAUUGCCCACCGGAGACCUCGGUAUUGUUGGGCUCGUACGCUGUACAAGCCAAGUAUGGAGACCAUAAUUCAGAAUCACAAAAAACAGGUUUUCUAUCCAACGAUCGACUAUUACCUCAAAGAGUAAUAGACCAGCACAAGUUGAGCAAAGAACAAUGGGAGGAAAGAAUAACCAACUGGUAUGCUGAACACAAGGGGAUGCCCAGGGAUGAUGCAAUGUUAGAAUAUCUGAAAAUUGCACAAGAUUUGGAAAUGUAUGGCGUGAAUUAUUUUGAAAUCAAGAACAAAAAAGGCACAGAUUUAUUCUUAGGAGUGGAUGCUCUAGGUCUUAACAUAUAUGAGCAUGAUGAUAAACUGACGCCCAAGAUUGGAUUCCCAUGGAGUGAGAUUAGGAACAUCUCUUUCAAUGACAAGAAAUUUGUUAUCAAGCCAAUUGACAAGAAAGCACCGGACUUUGUAUUCUAUGCACCAAGGCUACGAAUUAACAAGCGUAUUUUGGCAUUAUGUAUGGGAAACCAUGAGUUGUACAUGAGGAGACGUAAACCAGAUACGAUUGAAGUACAACAAAUGAAAGCACAGGCACGUGAAGAGAAAUUGGCCAAGCAAUUGGAAAGGGCACAACUACAGCGAGAGAGGGCAGCGAGAGAGGAAGCUGAGAGGCAAGCUAAAGAUUUACAAGACAAACUUAAAAAUUUUGAAGAAACCUCCAAGAAAGCACAAGAAGAACUGGAAAGUGCUCAGCUUAAGCAGAGAGAAUUGGAAGAAAAGAGGAGGAAGGCUGAGAAUGAGUCGCUGGAACUGGAAAAAAAACGACAGGAAGCUGAACUCGAGAAGGCACGAGCCGAGGCAUUGGCCAAACAAGAACAGCAAGAAAAAUUUGCUAUUGAAGCCGAUCGGCGAGAACGUGAAGAACAAAUGCGCAUAUUAGAAGAGCAAGCCGCCCAAAAGGCCAGAGAAGCCGAAGAAUUGCAACGAGAGUUGGAACGUGCUACAGAGGAGUCUGAGAAGCAGAGACUUGCGUACCAAGAAGCCCUGGCCACACCAACUGUCUUACAUGUCAGUGCUCAGCAUGAAGAAGAAGAAUCAGAAGAACAAUUAGAAUAUGCCGGAGAUGAUUUGGUCACUGAAAAUGAUAUUGCCCAGCUAGAGGAAGAGAGAGAGCGCGUUACACAGGCAGAGAAAGAUGAUCGCAUGAAGGCUCAACUGAAGGAACUUAGCAGUGAACUGAGUCAGGUUAAAGAGGAUGACAAGUCAACUCAUAUGGACAGACUUCAUCAGGAGAACGUCAAAGCAGGACGUGAUAAAUACAAGACAUUGAAACAGAUCCGUUUGGGUAACACUAAACAGAGAAUUGAUGAAUUUGAAGCCAUGUAGUUGUACCUAAUAUAUUCCCUUGGCAACUGUAGUGUAGUUAAAAUAAAAUUCCGUCUUUUCAUCACAAGAUGGAGAUAAAUGAACUAUAGUUGAUUGGAACACCGGAUCAAUUAAUUGAUGUGCACAUAAGUACUGGUUCCUCUUUAAUGCGAGAGUUUUCACACCGACAGUUUUGCCAGACAAAAGGACAAAAUCGAUCAUGGUGCGACCUGCCUUGCCUUGGAUUCAAAGUGCAUGAGACUUUUGUUUAUUUUUUCUUCAAUCAAUAGAGUUCAAACCUUUAUAGUAAUUUUCACUUGGAAAUGAGUAAAUCAUGAAAUUGUAUAGUUUUCCAAUUGCUAGAAAUCAAGAUAUAGUACAGAUUGGAAUUAGUGUGGUAACAUUCUUUUAAUGACCCUCUUCUGUUAACUGUCACGACUUUACUUCAUCUUGAUUCAUAGAGCAAUAUAAUCCACAGGGCAGUGUUGUCAUGGUUACUCUGCAUAACUAUUGCAUAACGUCUUGUCAUCGCAGUACAGUAGACUCACCCUGGUAUGUUUGAGUGUGCCACGUCAACAAAUACAGUUAAAAUGCAGUUUGUUAACUUGAAAUCUCAGCUAAUGCUGCAUGGUGGACCGUUUACUUUAAUCUUGUUCGUAUAGCAGAUGGCAUUCUGGCAGUCAACCUCAUUUAAUAAGUCACUCACAAUCUUGUUUUUUUAUAACAAAACAUAAAAUAUAGCAACAUUAUUAGUUCUUGAAUGCCACCUUUUAUAUGAAGUUGGAAAUUCGCAAGUCUUUGCAUUUCAGAGGAACUGUAUUAUAACAAGAAACCAAACAUUGUAUAUUCCAUACUUUUAGUAAUAGCAUGAUAUCAGCCCUAUAUUUGGGACAUUUUGUGUGCAUAUUAGGAUACUUGUGUAAUAAUAAAUAAUGUGGUGUUCAGUUUAAUUGCUUUAUAGGGAGCGUAUCUGCACUGGAACAGAAAUUUAUUCAAGAUUUAUAAAUUUUGCUACUAAAAAUGCCAACUGCUCUUUAAAAUAACUGAGAAAACGUUGUAUGCAAAAUAAAAAUAACAAAAAAAAUAUUAAAUUGAGAUCAUUAAAAAAAAAGCAUUAUCCAUUUUUUUUUUCAUUUUCGAAGUUACAGUAGCUUAACUAAUUUUUUUGAUAUUAAAAAGCAAUUUAUAGUUGUGCUAUGUGUAUAAAUUUAGGCAGGAUGCUUUUUUGUUUCAUCAUUGCUAACGAUGUUUCUUGUAUUUGGGACAAAUUAAAAAAAAAAGGUGCUAUAUUAAAAGGUCUUUUCAGAUGUAAUUGCUGAUAUUAAUGAUGCAAUGUGGACAAAAACAUGCAUUUUAUAAUAUCAGAGUUUUUUGUUGAUGAAUACUUAAUCACGCUCCUGUAGCACACAUGAGUAUUCAUUCAAUUUAUCAAUGACAUCUUUGACUACGCAUAUGCGCCUGUUAUUUAUAUACGUAACAAUCACUGCAUAUGCAUUGUUAAUUUAUCAUCUAUUCUGUAAACACAACAUAUCUAGUUUAGAUGAAUCUUAAUCUUACUUGGUCCACAGUAUGGAAUGUCGAACAACAAUAUUUAAAAAAAAAAUGUUUUUAAACGUAUUGCAUCGUUAAAACUUGGAUUCGUAAAUAUUUAACAGUUAAGGAGCCACUAUGGGUUGCCAUUGUUUACCUUUUCAGAUACAUGUAAAUAUGCAGUACUAUAGUUUUUCAGCUAAACAUCCAUUUCACACGCAUAGCAGUGUUAAAGUAAAUUAUUAUAUGCUGAGCACCAAAAACAAUAGAAAUAGAAUCCUGUAAAGUUGUAUGAGCCCUUGUUUGAACUUGUAUCGGGUAAAUUACAUCACCAACAUUUAAAGUUAUCAACAUUGCAUUCAGACAUUGUCAUUUGUUUAACCCUUAUCCCUGCCAGCCACCCCCCCCCCUUUUUUUUUACAUUGACUUGACCGGAUAAGGGUUAAAUUGGACACAAGUGCUAUAGCGCAACGAAAUAGUCCUGUCACUGUUUGCAGUGCAUAACAUUUUUUUGGCAUUUCAUUAACUUAUUACUACUAGCAGGGGAAAAGAUGUAAAAUAUUGCAAAAUAUGCACUUGCGCAGUACCUGGUUGCUUCAACCUUGCUGUCAGUCAGUACGAUCAUCUUACAGCUUUCGGGCACAUUUUGCGAUAUUGUAAUAUUUUCAUAUUAUUUUCACUACUGCAGCUAAUAUGAUAUUGGUUUUAUUCUGGUACAGUACCAUCAGCGGCUGCAGCUUGCUUGUUUUUCUGACUUCCCUGCUAUUCCCCACUUUUGUUUUAGUUUUGCCUCCCACCGUAAUGUUCUGAGUUUCCAAAAAAAGGUUGUCAUUUCUGAAAUUUUUUAAAAUGUGGUUGUGUAUAAAACUAAACAAAAAGUCAGUUAAAGUGAAAUUAUUGUGGCAGUAAAACUUUCACUGGGACCUUAAACUUGCGACUUUUGUGUAAUUUUGAAAUUCCUUGCAGAGACAAUUAAACGGAUUACAUAUAUUCUAUAGUUAAAAAACUGAAGGAAAACCUUCAGUUUAACAAUGCCUGAUAUGUUUUUGUUCUAAUUUUGGAUUCCAGAAUUGACCAUUUACUAUUAGUGCAUAUAGUACUGUACACAGAUUAAUAAUUAAAUUAAAACCCAGUGUUUUCCCCUCAGUCCACGAUUUUGCAGAAACUAAGUUAGCAGUCACAACUCAAGCUUAUAACUGAACCCUCGGAUAAUGAAUGUAAUGUAUAAAACCAAACUAUACAACAAAUUUAAAAAUGAACUUCAUCCUUAUUUUGUGAUUCUAUUUUCCAUUGUUCAUUUUAGUGUCAAUUAUUUACUCUACCUUUCAUUUUCUUUCAAUAGUCAGUUUUAUUUAGAGAUUGUUAAAUAUUUCAGCAUUUUUGUGGGGUUAUUGCAAGAAUGCAUUCAAUGUUUAAAAUUAGAAAACACUACAUGUAAUUUUAUAAACAUGUAAUCGCUAAAAUCAUUUUAUGACCAUAUUUGGUAAAAAUGGUACUGACCUGUGCUCUGAAAUAUAUUAUUCAUACUUGCUGUAUGUUUUUUCUGUAUAUUCGCAAGCAUAUGAACCUAGAGCUUUUGAACAUCGAUUAUGUGAACCAAAUCUGUAUCAGACACAUGUAUGACAGUAUAAAUAUUUACCUAUCUCUUUGUUAUAAAUUAUACUUCACACGAAAUUAAGUUCACUCAUAAGAUGUUUGUGAUUAAUUCCUAGUGAUCUUUGAAGGUAAAAAUAUUUAAACUGAAAAAUAGCUGAAUUGCUUCAUGAAAUUAGAUUAAAGCCAAAAAACAAAUCAUCCUCGAGAGUGAAUGUACAUUACAAAAGUAUAUCUUGAAAUGUUAUUUGUGUACCCACUUUGAAACUGCUGGUAAAUACAAUGAAAUUAGUGUUCCACAA